Messenger RNA from Rubroshorea leprosula, 2413 nucleotides. The record is from the annotation of a GenBank genome assembly. Lineage: Eukaryota; Viridiplantae; Streptophyta; Magnoliopsida; Malvales; Dipterocarpaceae.
AAAUCUCGCCGGAGUGUCUCUCUCUUUCUCUCUCUCUCUCUCUGUGUUCCAAUUUUCUCUCUCGAUUCAAUUUUCAGAAGUGAAGCCCAAUCGUCAUUUUCCGACGAUCUCACUCAGAUCUACUCCGAUCAGUCCCUGGAUUUGUAUCAGAGCUUCAUAACCUAGGUCAACCCUAACAGAUCUCGGACGAAAUAAUGUCGUGCCUGGCGCUCUCCCUCCAGCCCGCCAACGGACCAGACAUCCUCCUCCAAACUCGGGAGUGGUUCCCUCCUGCCAGAGCCCUGAUCGCCCUCCACGCCUUCCGUCAAACCCGACUCUCCUUCGCGCGCAAAAACCCCUCCGCCGCAGUUGCCGCUGCCGCUGCCGCUGCUGUUUUCUCUUCCGACACCGAUGCGGCCACCGAAUCUAUCGGUGAUGAUCCCCUUGCUGCGUCAAGUGGGCAGCUGAUCGUGGGCGUGGAGAGCAAGUACCGCGUGGUCUACCGCCUUGUUAAUUCCAUCUACGUUCUCGGCGUCACCACUGCCGACCAUGACAAUUCUAUCAAUGUCUUUGAGUGCAUCAACAUCGUCAACCAGGCUGUCAGCGUUAUCGUCACUGCCUGCCGUGGCGUUGAUGUCACCCCUGAGAAGCUCGCCCGGAAGUAUGCCGAGGUCUAUAUGGCGCUUGACAUUGUUCUCCGUGGAGUUAGCCACAUCCGACUAGCUGCCAUGCUCUCUUCGAUGCACGGUGAUGGCAUCGCGAAGAUGGUCCAUUCCGCUCUGGACACCGAAGCCAAGAUCCGCGGCGCUGAUAGCUGGACUUCAGUUGAGGUGCAUUCAGUGGAGCACAAGGCCAGCAUUGAGGCCUUUUCGAACGUCAAUUUUGAAUUGCCACCGGAGACUAUUGCGGCUGGAGAUGAGGUUGCUGUGAGUCUUGUUCCCCAGAGUGCAGGUGAGCAGCAGGAUGAUAAAGCACAGAAAUCCGAGGAACCAGAGGUGAAGGACCCGUUUGCACCAAGUGACGCCAUCAACAAGCAGGAGGAAUUGGUGGGUGGCUUUAAGAAGACCAAGGAUCCGUCAGCCACAGAUUUGACUGUGGCAUUGGCAGGUUUGGAGGUAACUACAUUGCCACCAGCAGAGGCCACACAAUCUACGCAUAUUACUGUAGAAGGAUUUGAAGGGGAGUACGGCGGGAUUGCGUUCAGCAAUGAUCAGGCUUCUCUGGGAGAGGCGUUUGAAGGUUUUAGUGAUGCAUGGGGUGGGGGAUUGGAUGUAUCAGAGUUUGUUGGAACAAAGAAGGCUCCAAGACAGGAGGGACUCAGUGGACUUGAGCUAUUGCAGACAGGGGACGGCCCUGCACCUCCAAAUGUAGCGGCAAGUGGAGCUGCUGGAACUCCUCUUGAGGAUCUCUUGGUGAAGAAGACAGAAAUGAAAGGGCCAGAGAUGUACAUCUCGGAGGAGAUUAAUGCUGAGUUUAGGGAAUCUCUGCUUGCUAGAGUUGGGUUAAUGGGUGUGGUUUAUUUGAGGACAUUGCCUCCUAAAAGUUCUGGUGAUAAGGAGACUGAAUUUUCCUUUCGGGUUGAGGGAACAAGUGCUGUUAAACGGUUUGUUAUGCAGAGUUCUCGAGUUAGUAGCCUAGGUAAUGGCAUGUUUCAUGUCAGGACGGCUCCAUCAGAGGAGCCUAUUCCGAUUUUGAAGUAUAGUUUGCUACCUAGGUUGACGCCAUUGCCUCUGAGAGUUAGGUUGAUAACACGGCACAGUGGUACCUUACUUUCAGUGAUGAUUCAGUAUGCCUCAAACCCUAAUUUACCAGCACCCUUGAAUGAUGUGACCUUUGUUUUGAAAUUACCUGUUGAUCCUACUUUGCUUAAGGUUUCACCCAAAGCAGUGUUGAAUAGGCCUGAAAAAGAAUUGAAAUGGCAUGUACCAGAGAUUCCACUAAAGGGUACUCCCGGCCGUUUGAGAGCUAGAAUGCCUGUGGAUUCCAGUGAGGACAAUGAAGAACUUGAAGUUGUUGGCUAUGUAAAAUUUUCAGCACAAGGAAUUACAUCAUUCUCUGGUGUUUGUCUACGGCCUGCUUCGGAGGGUAAGACAGACUUUUAUGAGGUCAGUCACCGCUAUGAGAGUGGGGUUUAUAUGUGCAAUUGAACCAUGAUGCAAUAAUAAUUUGCCUACAGGCUGUUUUGUUUCUUUAGUGUUCCACUUGUUUUGAAGGGGACACACUUGAUUUGGUUGUUCUGAAUGGGGCAUUCUUGAUGAUGAGCUUGUAAUCUAAGAUCGGGUUAUUUGAGUUUGUGUGCUCCUUGUUAGCCAUUGAUUUUCGUUGAUACCAAAUGAAUUUUAUUCACCUGAUUUCACAAUUUCAACUGUCAGAUUCUUAUAUGCUAGUGUAUUGUCUUCGUACACACUAAGACCAAAAAAUAUGAUGUUUUCUU